This is a messenger RNA of Corythoichthys intestinalis (scribbled pipefish), 7689 nucleotides long. Its product is annotated as gastrula zinc finger protein XlCGF57.1-like. The transcript is spliced from 3 exons. NCBI's taxonomy places the organism in Eukaryota, Metazoa, Chordata, Actinopteri, Syngnathiformes, Syngnathidae. The coding region runs from base 906 to 2708 and encodes 600 amino acids. The record is from RefSeq and is a predicted model, not a curated record.
CCAAACGACUAGACGGAAAAGCGAGAUUGAAUGGAUUCUUGGCCUGUCCGAAAAUUUCUGCCACCUUUAAAUUGAUUACAUUACACCGCGGGACCAAGGAGAGAUGAAAAAUUGAUUAUUUUCCAAGCAGGACUCUUCGAACGAAAUCGGGCGGCAACUCCUCCACGAGCCACUCACAUCCAUUACGUCAUGACGCAUAGCGAGCACGCAUAUUUGCGUUUUUUUUUAACGUCCAACGUGAAACAGGAACGCUACUUUUGAUGGGGCUCAUUUAACAAUGCUCAUUUAUGAACAAAAUUCAGGCAAUCAUUUCGAUGAAGCUAAAGUGAAUGUGGGAGUGGCUCAUGUCGUGAACGUCUUACGUAAAAACGGGCAACAGCAAGUAAAAAAAACUUUUUUUUCUACUGGCGGAAAUUGGCUUCUUGUUUUGUUGAAAGAAAAAAAGUUUUCAUUCUUUUUUGUAGUGGUAAUGGGCUUCUAUACUUCUGUAAUACGCUUCCGUACGUGUGUGAUUGUUGCCAAUAAUAAAACGAAAUACCGUCUGUUAUUGAGAGAGUUGGGGGUACGCUCAGUUCGUCUCGCCAGCCGAGACGGAGGUGCUGCGAUUGACGUCAUCAAUAGCCGCCGCCGCCUCCGAUUGCUAUGGAUUCGGAACAGUAGUGCUUUGAAAACGUUCCACUUUUCAUCUCUCCUUGACCCCAGGACUUAAUGUAACCCACUGAAAGGUGGCGGAACUUUUCGGACACGCCAAGAAUUUCUUCAAUCUCGCUUCUGCUUCAAGUCGUUUGAGUGCACGUUGAAACGUCGAGGUCUGUUUAGGUUAGCCUACCCUUGUUUAGCAGCUAAAAGGGAGAACGAACUUGGGAUCAACACAUCGCUGAGCAAGCAAAACAUAAAGUCCCAAAAUGUCAGAUGUCAGUCAUUGUACUGAAAGCAAGGAGUCUGCGCGCAUGGAAGAAGAAGAGGAGGAAGAGUCGCCAUACAUCAAGAAGGCGGAGGAAGAGUUUGUCCACAUUAAAGAGGAGCAGGAGGAAUAUUUCAUUAAAGAUGAGAAUCCCCACAUUGAGCAGAAGCAGCAACCUCAUCCCCUAAAAAAGGAGGAGGAGGAUCUUCCAUAUGUUAAAGUGGAGGUGGGGGACAUCCCCAAGUGGACUGGUGAGCCCUUGAAGUGUGGAGAUUUGAGUGAGGCUAGCAAAGAGGCAGAGCGUCCGAGUGGCAGCAGCAGCAGUUCAACAGAAGGAGCCAAUACAGACAACCUCAUCGCUCAACCGUCAGAGAGUGACGACCCCACAUCACGCUCGCUGUUCUGUUUCAGAAAAUAUUGUGGUCCUGAGCAGAGAGAGUCAGAGUACCCUGACGUUAAAGAGGAAGCUGAGCACCCACAAAGGAAACGGGAAGAGCCACAGCACCGUCAACAGCAAAAGAGAGAAGAGCAACUUCCAAUCAAAAAGGACAAGGUAGAGCUUCUAUAUGUUAAAGAGGAGGAUGAUAUAACCAGGUUGACUGUUGAGCCCUUGAAGAGUGAAGAGGAUCUGAGUGAGACCAGCACAGGGAUGGAGCCUCCAAGCGGCAGCAGCAGCUCAACAGAAGGAUUGAUCGCUCCACUAUCAGAUAGCGAAGGCGCCACGUCACAUUCGCCUGGCAGUGAUGAUGAAGGUCAUAGAAAAGCUCACAGUGAUGACAAACUCUGCAAAUGCUCUCAGUGUGGCAAAACAUUUGCUACUAAGUAUACUUAUCGUACACAUAUAAGGAGCCACACUGGUGAAAAACCUUUUGUCUGCUCAGUUUGUGGCCAGAGAUUUACUCAGAGGGGAGGCCUAACACAACACACCAUAACCCACACUAAUGAAAAACCUUUCUCCUGCUCCGUUUGUGGCCAAAGAUUCACUUUUAGGGGAAACCUAACACAACACACAAGAACCCACACUGGUGAGAAACCUUUUUCCUGCUCAGUUUGUUGUCAAGGGUUCACUCAAAGAGAACACUUAAAAAGGCAUAUGAGGAGCCACACUGGAGAAAAACCUUUUUCCUGCUCAGUUUGUGGUCGCGGGUUCGCUCAAAGACAACAAUUACAAACACAUGCACGAACCCACACUGGAGAAAAACCUUUUUCCUGUUCAGUUUGCGGUCACAGGUUCGCUCAAAGACAACACUUAAAAACACACGCAAGAACCCACACUGGAGAAAAACCUUAUUCCUGCUCAGUGUGUGGUCAAGGAUUCACGCAAAAGCAAACCUUACAAAUACAUGAAAGAAACCACACUGGAGAAAAACCUUUUUCCUGUUCAGUUUGUCCUCAACGAUUCAGUCGCAAGAGCGCCUUAAAAACACACAAAAGAACACAUGCUGGUGAUAAACCAUUUCCCUGCUCAGUUUGUGGUCAGGUGUUCACUCUUAGGCAUCGCUUAAAAACACACGCAAGAACCCACACUGGAGAAAAACCUUUUUCCUGCACAGUGUGUGGCCAAAGAUUCACUCAGAAGGGAGGCCUAACACAACACACCAUAACCCACACGAAUGAAAAACCUUUUCCCUGCUCCGUUUGUGGCCAAAGAUUCACUUUUAGGGGAAACCUAACACGACACGCUAGAACCCACACUGGUGAGAAACCUUUUUCCUGCUCAGUUUGUUGUCAAAGGUUCACUCAAAGAGAACACUUAAAAAGGCACACAAGAACCCACGCUGAAGAAAAACCAUUCAACCCUUAAAAAGUAAAUAUGGCGGACAACAUAGACAAGACUGAAAAAGCAGAUUCUGCUCUUGCACACCUCUUUAAAAGAAACUGCAGUAUUUUAAGUCAAAACAACUGUGUUUGAAAGAACAAUAUGUUUAUAUGCUGCCAUAGCAGAUUCAUGGCUCAAUAAGCCCCCGAGCUAUUUUUAAUUUGUCCGUUUUACCUUGAAAACUUUUGCUUGAACGUAGCCAUGAAAAGACGGUAAGUAAUUAUAUAUAUUAUUCAAAAUGUCUGUCAUUUUUAGUUUAGAAUCAUUCAUUGAUGUCUAAUAUUUAGUUUAAAAAAAAAAACGACUUAAAAAAAUUAUUCACUCCCAUAUUUUAAACUUUUAAACAAGUUACGACACAAUGAAAAAUUUGGUGUCUGUAAAAAAGUAACGGCUAUCUACCUCAUAACUAUCGCUUAAUUGUAUUUUUUUUGUGACUGUCGCAUUUUCCCCGAUAUGUUAGAUGAUAAUCAAUCCAAACAAAAAAAAAAGAAAAAUAAUGUUUAAAAGGGUAACGAUAUGCAAAAGAAAAUCUCAACCAUUCCUUGUUGUAUGCGAUUUCUGCAUCGCGGCCCUUGUUAUAUCACCAUGUUUCACCCUUAAAAUCCCCCAAAAUAUCUGGCUGUGGCCAUUCACAGCUGUGUCUUGACACUGGGUGAUACAUGCUACAUGGAGUUUUGAGAGCGAAACAAGAUAAGUACGCGAUAAUAUCUCGUUAAAAUCGUGGCGUCUUUAAUUCUGCUCUCGCGUGCUCUCGCCUCCAGUUAGGGUUUUGCUGUUUAAAAAAAAAUGUUUUUUUUCAAAAUGCCCUCCUGUUCAAAAUUUUUCUUCCCCCAGAAAAUUUUGAUUUUAAGCUUUCCAAUGAUGUAUCACACAUGCAUAUCGGACAAUUUUGAAAUUUAGCCAAAUUGGGGGUCUCAGAGCGGAACUUCAAGUCACCUGAGUGUUUUCUGCCAGAUAUGUAUAUAUAUAUAAUGUGUAAUUAGGCCUGAAUGGUAUUGGAGAAAAUUAACAUUGCGAUAUAUAUUGCCAAGUCAAUACACUUACUUUUUGCAUUGGUUGUACUGAACUUUUUUCUUAAGGUGCACCAUAACAACAUGUAGGCACACCCACAUUGUUCAUUGCAUUACCUUUAACACCUUACAUUCACUCUCCAUAACAUUCAUAUAAAUUCGCUCACGCUGCCAACAACAGCCUCUGCAUAAUAAAGAUUGGCACAUUUGGGCCUUUGAUCAUAGAGCUACAGGGCAAUCACCUGCCAGAUCAAAGCUACAAAUGUGUCAAUCAUUGUUAACUUUAACUAGCAAACUCUUGCUGCACAGCUGACCAAGAAAAACAUUAUUAUAUAUUUUUUUAAUUAAAAACCCGAUUCCAAUCCUCUGAAAAAUUAUCUGAUCACGUGAUUGGAUCAGGACAUCUCUGAUACAAACCAUCUAAGGUCGGACGCGACACAACUUACAAAGCUCUUAAGAUGGUGAUUACGUCACCCACGCACCUUGUUCGAAAGUGCGGAAGCGGAGCGUCUUCUUCGUUUUUACUUGAAGUCAAUGGACCAAGUAAAAUGGCAGUUAAUUCGCUUCGAGAGAAACCCUUUGAGAACACCUCAUAUCUAAACUGGGGGGGAAAUUAUUGAUGAGGUUAUUAUUAAAGGGAACCUUGGACUUAAAGACUUGUAGGCUCUAAUAAGCCACAAUUGUUUUUUUUUUUUUAACUUAAAUAUGUUAAUAGAAACAAACAAAAUAUUGCAAUUGAUUUAAAAAUCUAUAAUAUUUAGUACAUGUUUUGACCUACGUAGGACGCCAUGUUUUAUGGACGCUUGGGGUGAUAACAUCGAUUGUCACUAUCACUCAACAAAUACAACCGGGUUACUGCAAUUCCUUCUACGCCGCUAGGCGUCCAACACAUGCGCUUUCGGUUAAAAGCAGCAAGUACUCACUAUUUGUGUUUUUAUCAAGUCUUUUAUUACCUUUUCAUGGCCUCAAAAUACUUUUUUGCAUGUGUUUCCCUCUCAUACUUUUAAACAUUGUUGUCUUGUGGUAGCUUGAAAGCAGAUUGUUGAUUUAUUGACCACAUUAAUCACGUGGCAUAUUUAAACUAGGGCUGUCCCAAACGACUAAUUUUCUCCCGAUUAAUCAGCCGACUAUUUUUACGAUUAGUCGACUAAUCUUUUAAUUUUUUUAAAAUAAAUUUUUUUUUUUUUUUUUUAAUUUUUUUUUAACUAAUUUAGCAAUUAAAUUUUUGAGACGCUUAUCAAUUCACAAAACCUUUUUUUUUUUUUUAAACUAAUUUAGACAUGAAAUUUUUGUUGACGCUUAUCAAUUCACAAAAACAUUUUGGAACACUUAAAUUCUUUAUUAAAGUACAAAUAAACAGAUAAAUAACAAUAAUAAAUCACAAACAAUGAGUUCAAAUGCUGAUAGAAUUAACUUGUGCAAAAGAAUGGAAUGUAAACAGAUUCAGAACACUGACUUCACCUUUCCAACAUGAUUCAAAACAAUUCUUCAAAAAAUACCUAACACUUAUAUUAUAGUAUACUGUAGUAUUAUAUAUAAUCGUAUUAUAAUAAUUAUUCAUUGCCAGAUUUUUCAUAAAGGGUGUCAUUUUAAAGGUAUUCUUAGUGUAGAAUCUGAAGUAUGUGGGAUUAACUCCAGAAAUCGUUGUUUGAUUUGAUUUGAUUGAAUUUUAUUUCGAAAACAUGCAUCACAUUAUGGAUAUACAAGAAUACAAACAAAACAUAAGAUUCGAAAAGGAGUAGGAAGAAGUAAAAACUUAUAUGAAUCCUACCCCUUUGUCCACUACAUUCUCAUCAGCAUGAAUCAGACAAAACAAAUACAAUUCACAUCAGUUCAAUAAUGCCUAAUGAACAAUUGUUGGCAUUACUCAACAUUUUCUCAACAUAAAUACUAUAAUUCAUUUCUAUAAUUACAGAAAACAAGAUCUUUGUAUUUUCUCUUAAACACGCUCAAAUUAGCGCUUUUCUUUAGGUCCUCAGUAAGUUUGUUCCACAAGUCCACACCUAAAAUUGAAGGACAAAAACUCUUUUUUGUUGUACGGUGGUAUUGCUUUUUGAAAUUUAACUCCCCUCUCAGAUUAUACCCUCCUUGUCUAUUUGAAAACAAAACUUGUAUAUUUCCAGGUAAUGCGUUUUUCCGUGCCUUGAACAUGAUUAUGGCCGUUUUGAAUUUGACUAGAUCCAGGAAUUUUAACUGCUUGGAUUCCAAGAACAGCCUAUUUGUAUGUUCGAGGUAUUUAGCCUUGUGCACUAUUCUUAUUGCCUUUUUUUGAAGAACCACAAGUGACUGUAAAUUGCUGGGAUAUGUAUUGCCCCAAACCUCCACACAGUAGCUGAGGUAUGGCAUUACUAAUGAAGAGAACAAGAUAUGGCGUGCUUUAUAAUUUAAAAAGGGUUUCGUUUUGUUCAGUAGUCCAACACUUUUUGCCAGUUUUGUUUUUAUGUGCUUUAUUUGUGACUUCCAAUUCAACUGUUCAUCCAGUAUUACACCUAAAAAUUUAGUCUCAGUUACUCGCUCAAUUUCGCUAUUGUCUAUAAUUAUCUUUUCUUCAGUUUCUUUUUUUUUAUUUCCAAACAAAAUAUACUUAGUUUUUUCAAUAUUUAUUGAUAAUUUGUUUAGCGUGAACCAGUGAUUCAGAUAUGUUAAUUCAGUCAUUACCUCAUGCAUCAGAUUCGUUAAAAAUUUUCCUGAGCAUAGGAUGCUGGUGUCAUCUGCAAAGAGUAGAAAUUUUAAUUUUUUAGAUGUCAUACAUAGGUCAUUGAUAAAUAGUAUAAAGAGUUUUGGACCCAAUACAGAGCCCUGUGGUACUCCAACUGUAAUGUCCGAUAAUGAUGAUCUGUAAUCACCAAUCUGUACAUACUGCUUGCGAUUUCCCAUGUAACUUUUUAACCAUUCCAGAACAAUGCCUCUAAACCCGUAUCUUUCCAUUUUCCCAAGUAAUAUAUCAUGGUUUAUUGUAUCGAAUGCCUUUUUUAAAUCCACAAAAACACCAACUACGUGAUUACCUUUGUCAAUACAACUAGAUAUUUCUUCAGUAAGGUCAAGCAGUGCAAGUGCAGUUGAUCUUUGUUUUCUGAACCCAUACUGGCUUUCCGACAAAAUACUGAAUUUUUCCAAGAAAAUUUUAAGUCUCUUUUCGAAUAGUUUCUCCAGUAUUUUUGAGAACUGGCACAAUAGAGACACCGGGCGAUAAUUGGAAUAUAAUUUGCUGUCACCUGAUUUAUAAAGUGGAAUGACUUUGGCCGUUUUCAUUUUCUGUGGAAAAAUUCCAGUACUAAAAGAGAGGUUGCAGAUGUAGGUUAGUGGAUUUACCAUACUAUGUAUUACAGUUUUUACAAUCGUCAUGUCAAUCCCAUUGCAAUCCGUUGAAGUCUUGUUUUUGAAUGUAUUUACUGUAUCAAUAACCUCCUUGUUUUCCACCUUGCUUAGAAAUACUGAAUUUGGAUUUCUUGAGAUAUUUUUAAAAACAGUUGGAUCAAUGAUCUGAUUUCCCCCAAUAUUCGCAGCCAGCUUCUCCCCAACACUUACGAAAUAGUCAUUGAAUCCCUCAACUAUGUCUUCCGGCUUGCUAAUAUGUUCGUCCUCCCUAAGGAAAAUGUUUGGAUAGUCUUGAUUAGUUGUAGUGUUCCUGAUUAAAUUAUUAAUUAAUUUCCACAUACCCUUUACGUUAUCUUUUUGUUUUUCUAACUCUUUAGUAUAAUAGUCUUUUUUAAAUAAUUGCAAUAUACUAUUUAAUUUAUUUUUAUAUUUUUUAUAUUUGAGCUCUGACUCUUUUGUUUGUUGUUUUAUAAAUUGUUUAUAUAGCAAAUUAUUUUUCUUACAAGCAUUUUUUCGACCCUUUGUGAUCCAUGGUUUAUCAUCAUUUUUCAAAUUAAACUUACUUCUUCUUAUUGGACAGUUUUUGUUGUAUAAAGAUAUAAAUACCUGUAAAAAGUAUUCGUAAGCAUCAUCAACAU